CCUGCGUACGACUUGUGGGCAGCCAUCGACGGAGAAGGCUUCGGACUUCGUCUUCGCCGCUUUGUCACUACCAAAUUCGUCAGUAGUCCACACGUGUUAAGAUCACUCAGUGCUAUUUCAGGUCUUACCCCUAAUGGGUUGACCGCACCGCUAGUGUACUGGAUUCUGAAUCUAUGCGGACUCUCAUCCUUAGCCGUACACGACAAAAUUUUACCCGGACUUAUAGAAAACAUCACGUCUCAUCGCAUGUCGGCUGCACUGCACGUAUGUGCCCCGCCAGCCCAAG
Messenger RNA from Sphaeroforma arctica JP610, 286 nucleotides. RefSeq lists its product as hypothetical. The record is from RefSeq and is a predicted model, not a curated record. The transcript has 2 exons. The annotation marks the transcript as partial. Lineage: Eukaryota; Ichthyosporea; Ichthyophonida.